UAUUUGUGUUCGCCAUCACGCUUCUGGCCAGUUUUGGCAUGGUCGCUUAAUGAAUGAAGUCUGUAACAACUUUCGUAUUUUUGCCCUUGAAGCCAUCCUCCUCCUCCUCCUCCUCUCCAGUGGAUUUGAUAAUUCCCUUCUCAUCAUGGCCAAGCAUCUGGCUCAGUUGAUUAUUGCAGGGGCCCAAGUAGUGGGCAAGGCCUUUGUAUCCGCCGUACGGCAAGAGAUCCGCAUGAGUCAGGAAGCGGCCAAGCGACACGCCAAUAAGAAUAGCACGGCGAGUGCGGCCGAGACGACUCGAUCCGGGAUCUCUUUGGACGAAGCUAUGGAGAUCUUGAACGUGGACCAUUUGAAGGAUGUGGAGUCCAUUCAGAAGAAUUACGAGCACUUGUUCAACGUGAAUGACAAGGCCAAAGGCGGUUCCUUCUACCUCCAAUCCAAGGUGGUUCGAGCCAAGGAGCGGGUGGAUCAAGAGAUGCAGUUACAAGGCCAGGUUCAAGGCGAGGAAUCGCAGAAAAAGGACACGGGAUGAGGUUGGCGGGGCUGUGGGUUGAGGGGGCGGUGCCGGUGACCUUUGGGACCUUGGACACGAACCUGCUUGGGCUGUGAUGAUGAGAACUUGACAAUGUUAGAGCACAGAUAGAUAGAGAUCAUACGUAUAGACAGAUGCAUUGCUAGUCGGGCCCCUCAAGUUAUCCUUUGUAUGAGGCAUCCGGACUGGGAUAUUGAUAAUGAUGAAUAAAUAAUGAUGUUUUCAAGGGA
Tigriopus californicus is the source of this 762-nucleotide messenger RNA. Its product is annotated as mitochondrial import inner membrane translocase subunit tim16-B-like. The record is from RefSeq and is a predicted model, not a curated record. Bases 50 to 532 code for a protein of 160 amino acids. The transcript has 2 exons. Gene Ontology annotation, cellular component: TIM23 mitochondrial import inner membrane translocase complex. NCBI's taxonomy places the organism in Eukaryota, Metazoa, Arthropoda, Copepoda, Harpacticoida, Harpacticidae. Gene Ontology annotation, biological process: protein import into mitochondrial matrix.